UUAACUAAAUGUAUUAAUACUUCUAUACUUACAGUCAGUUUAAGUUUACCUUCCAUUCAAUGCACCUUUAUUCAUACAUUCUUUCUAUUCAGGGUUAAAAGUAACCUGAUACUGUACUUGUUCUCACAUGCUUGACCGUUUACAUAGUGACAAUGUUUACUAUGAUAACAUAACUGUGCCGCGAAGAGCUUUAAGGAUCAUUGUUUGGCAAAUAUUUUAUUUAAGGUGUGAUUUUCUGAGUCAAGUUAGAAGUUUUAAAUGUUGUGUUAUUGUACAAAAUAUAUAAAGUGUGUGUCUUUAUAAUAAUAAUGUUUCUUUAUUGAUGCAUAUUUUUUCUGAAUUUUAAGUGUCAAAAAGUGACUUUGUUGAAAUUGUUCAAAAGGUACAAAAUGGCAGCAAGUGCUCAGUCUUCAGUUGAUCAGGGUUCUAAUGAAGUGAAGGACUAUAUUUGUAAUGCCUGUGAAGACCAGAAUAAUGCUGAGACAAGUGCUGAUUUCUAUUGUAAACAGUGUGAUCGGUUUUAUUGUGGAAACUGUAUUGAUUUACAUGGUAAAUUGUUGGCUAAACAUACAGCAUUUGGAAGAGUAGAUAUAGAUAAGUGGCCAGUUUCCAAAAAAGUGGUGGAUUUUCUACUAAAUUGUUAUGAACACAAAGACAAUAAAGUUGACAAGUUCUGCACCACCCACAGUCAGCUGUGCUGCCCUCAGUGUGUAUCCGAUUAUCACAGCCAGUGCAGUCAAGUGACCCCGAUUUCGGGGCUGACCAACACGCAGCCCACAGACCUACAGGGCCUGCUAGUGGAGCUGGAAACUGUGCUGGGAGAAAUCAAACGCCUACAGAUCAGUCAUGAGCUCAGUGUUCAGUCAUUGCAGAGAACAUACAAAGAACAUACAGAAUUCAUUGAAAAACAAAUGCUUGCUAAUAUAAAUACAACCACUAAUAUAAAAACUACCAUAGAUGAAUGUGGUAAUAGUUGUGUGAGUACAUCAGGCAAAAAUGAGCAAUAUUUAAAAGAAGAAAUGUGUAGGAGUGUUCUUUCUAUCUUGAAUGAAUUUGAUAAUAUUACUGUGAAGGAACUAAAUGAGAUGAAAGAUGAAGUUAUAAGCAUAAAAGGGUCAGUUACAAGUUCUAUUAAAAAAUGCACCGGUUUUCAAAAAGACUUGUCACAAUUCCAUGAAUUUGUUCAGAAAAUUGGAGAUAAUAAGGACCUCUGCCUUAUAGCCAGCGUAAAAUGUAAGCAUAUACUGCAGCAGGCAUUGAAUUUGCUGGGAAAAUCAGGCAAGGCGUUUAAUGUCCUGGGGUAUUCUGAACACAAUGUGAAAAUACCAAGUGAUUCAGGCAGUUGUUUGAUCACUGGCUGUUGUGUUCUCCCAAAUGGACAGGUUCUGGUUGCAGACAGUGAAAAUUAUAAAGUCAAGCUGCUGAACCAGCAGUACCAGGUGGUGAGUCACUGUGAUUUGGCGGACUAUCCACAGUGCAUGUGUCUGCUCACACCCAGUAAGGUUGCAGUGGCUGUGAAUAUAAAUGCUUGUAACACACAUGAGGUCCAGUUUAUCACAGUCACCCACAGCCAGCUUGAUCCUGGCAGGAAGCUUGCGUUACAACACCAAUGUUUAGGUAUCUCCCACCACCAGGGUGAGCUGUUUAUCAGCUCUGCUACUGCACUGUUCAAGUACUCAUUGAGUGGCAAACUGGUCUGCAGACUCUAUGAGGACAGAUCAGAUGUAUGUACAGUAGGGAGGUGUGCUGUGAGUCCCACAGGGGACAAGCUGUACAUUACCAGCCACUCCCAGCGCAAGCUCCUAACCCUGGCCAUGGAUGGAACGCUCCUGGCUACAUUUAAAGACCAUAAACUACGAUGGCCAUGUAGUCUACAUGUGACCCCUGUAGGCCAGGUGCUGGUCUGUGGAGGCCUGUCCAGCACUAUACUACAGGUGGACUGGGAGGGGAGGAGAAAGCUGGCCACUCUGGCUACGGGGAGGGACGGAAUGUGGACCCCAAGGUCAGUCUGCUACAGCAGCACCUCAUCCUCCAUUAUUGUGGGCACUCAGGGGCUUAUUGGCGACAUCAUGGUGUUCAGAGUGGAAUAAUGUGAGAGCACCAGCAUUGAUAUCGAGUUUGCCCAGCAAGAGCACCAGUCCGGCCUGCAAGGAGCACCAGUCCAGGAUGACCUUUCUCCUCCCCUGACCCUUAACCCCCAUCCCUUGACCUCCGGCCUAAAAGGGUCAGCAUCAUUGAGCAGUUCCGUUCUGCAGGAAAUUCUGAGCACGAAGUGUUUUCACGCGCUUUUCUCAACAACCGCAAUGUACGCGUCGAGUUUUUCACACUUGAGCCUGAGAAGGUUUGUUAAGCUCAAUGCCAGAGUUAGAUGAGUGUUAUAGAUACCAGGAGGUAAAGCAGUAGCUAUGGUAACGCUAACAGUCAGUUCUUGCUGUUGAACAUUACAACGAAUAUCACGAAGAAUAAAAUAUUUAAUAAUUUGUUCCAUUCAUUAUUGGACAAACAUAAAUUCAGCAAGGAACAGGAGAAAGUCAAGGAACAAUCAAAGUGCUUUGUUUCUACUGUCCAAAGUUUGGACAGUAACAGCGUUAUGGACUGUCCCGAUUUGUCCUCUCAGACGUCCAAACUGACCAAAGAGAACAAUCUUUUGACGCUUUUGCUGACAAAGAAAGGCAGUAAUACCUUGGUUGUAAACAGCCAGAGCACGAUACAUCCAUGGGGUGUGCCUCAGACGUGAAUUCCGCCAAAUAUUGGACACAAGGUGCUAAAAGUGAACACUUCUGGUUUUGUUAUGAGCACUUAGCACUCUAAGCCAGAAGGGCCUUGCAUUGAAUUUGCGAAAGAGAAAGCUUUGAAAAAUGACAGCAGUUUUGCUGUAUGGUCCAGUAAGCCCUUCAACUCUCAACCCGACAUUUAUCAGAACUCAAACAAGGCCCUUAGCAUAUCAGCGAGGCUAGCAUGUCAUCUCAGCUUCUUGAGCUUCACCAAACAUUAGAAGCCAAUACGCAACAAGAAAAACGUUGUUGAAGCAAAUGUUGAUGGCAAUUGCGACCCCCCUCUCGCACAAUUACUACAACUUGCUCAAGAAAUUCAGCACGAAGACGUCUUGCCUAUGAAAACUGGCUCACAAGGCGGCUUCAUCACCACUUCCACUUGGUGAGUUCGACUUUGGUCCCGGUGUCGAUUUCGCAUAGCAAGAAUUUGAUGCUGUGAAUCGGCAAAUUGUUCCUGACAAGUCGCUCAAAUAGAAACCAUCAGAUAGACUAGGUGUUGCGUGAAUUGUCCCUUAAUGAUUGACCUCAAUAUGUUGCUUUCAAAUAAUGUAAACCUUAGGUGUGAAGAGCAGUAUGCGAUUGACACCAUUCAACAACAAUUAUUGUCCGGAAUUCCCGGUUUUGGAGUGGCGGAAUUGGAACUCGCUCCAUUUCUGUUUAUGAUUCGGUCGGAGCAGCAGCAGCAGCAACACGAACAACAAGUAGUAUUUGAGUGGUGCUCUGGGAUAUCGGUUUUAAUGUUUGUGCUUAAAGUGUCAUCCCAGAUUAGCCUGUGCAGACUGCACAAACAGUAAGUCCUAUUAAAGUGUCAUCCCAGAUAGGCCUGUGCAGACUGCACAUACAGUAAGUCCUAUUUAAGUGUCAUCCCAGAUUAGCCUGUGCAGACUGCACAUACAGUAAGUCCUAAUAAAGUGUCAACCCAGAUUAGCCUGUGCAGACUGCACAUACAGUCAGUCCUAUUAAAGUGUCAUCCCAGAUUAGCCUGUGCAGACUGCACAUACAGUAAGUCCUAUUUAAGUGUCAUCCCAGAUUAGCCUGUGCAGACUGCACAUACAGUAAGUCCUAUUAAAGUGUCAUCCCAGAUUAGCCUGUGCAGACUGCACAUACAGUAAGUCCUUUUUAAGUGUCAUCCCAGAUUAGCCUGUGCAGACUGCACAUACAGUAAGUCCUAUUUAAGUGUCAUCCCAGAUUAGCCUGUGCAGACUGCACAUACAGUAAGUCCUAAUAAAGUGUCAACCCAGAUUAGCCUGUGCAGACUGCACAUACAGUCAGUCCUAUUAAAGUGUCAUCCCAGAUUAGCCUGUGCAGAUUGCACAUACAGUAAGUCCUAUUAAAGUGUCAUCCCAGAUUAGCCUGUGCAGACUGCACAUACAGUAAGGACUAUUAAAGUGUCAUCCCAGAUUAGCCUGUGCAGACUGCACAUACAGUAAGUCCUAUUAAAGUGUCAUCCCAGAUUAGUCUGUGCAGACUGCACAUACAGUAAGUCCUAUUAUUAAAAGUGCAGUGUUAUGCCGUGAAUCUUUACUGUUGGCGACAGGGACCCUUUAGGGUUAAAAAAGUGGGGACAAAAAGGAAAAAAUCUGGGGACACAGACAUAUAUAUUUGUAGCAGAAUUAAAUGUUCAGAAACUAAUUACCUUUUACUUGCACUCUUAAAUUUGCUUGAUUUCUUCUUACAGCCAGUCCACAGGAUGUAACAUGCUAAUUCAAACUUGAACAUUUUAAAAACUUUUUAAAACUGUCAACAAUUGUCAACAUAUUUACAAAACCUUGAACAUAUUUAUGGUCAUUGGAAUCAGCAUUGCGUGUCAAAGUACUUGUUCGAUAAAUAGAAUUACUGAUUGUAAAGGCGUUUUAUUUCUUGUGCUUUUGGCACAAACUGCAUGUCAUUUUGUUGUUGUCAAAGUUUCAAACAGUGACCAGGACAAUUUUCGAAGCCAAUUUGCUUGGAAUGUACGUUUAGGGGCAGACUUUUUUCAUGGCUAAACGAUGUUGGGACAUGGGAAGACUCUUUUGUUUUCUUUGUCUGGUCACUUUCCGCCAUUUUGAUAGGUGUGGAAAUUUCCUUGAUAUCUGAUUGGUUGUUAUAAUCUCAACUUACCAAUGCAAUAAGUGUAAAGUAAAGUAACCAUUGGCUGCAAAAUGACGUCACAUCCAAUGAAAUAUUCGUUAUAGUUACACAUUCACUCGAUUACUUUACCGUAUAACAAAUUGAAUGGAUUAGUUUGUAUUCCUAAUUCCUGUGCGCCCGCGGACCCAUAUACAGAAAACGGGUGGGGACAAAUCUUUUAUUUCUGCGCCAAUGACGCAAGGGCGCAUCCACGGCAGAACACUGAAAGUGUCAUCCUAGAUUAGCCUGUGCAGACUGCACAUACAGUAAGUCCUAUUGAAGUGUCAUCCCAGAUUAGCCUGUGCAGACUUCACAUACAGUAAGUCCUGUUUUCGCAGAAUGAGGUCAUAUAAUUCACUAAAAUCAGUCCUUUUUCUGCCUGAUUGAGUUCCUUGCAUACAAUUGGAAUUCUGGGUUUUUUAAUUUAUAGGAGGUUUUGGGGAUUCCGAUAAUGACGUCACCUUUGCGCAUGCUCAAAUUUUGGCCGUCAAAACUGCGGCCAUUCUGCUAUUGUUUGCAUGUGAUGAACCACAUCGUGAUAAGGUUACAAUCAUAUUCGCGACCCUUUUGAAGAACAAAACAUACUCAGAACUUGAAAUUCGUUCAGAUUAAAUUAAAUCCAAUGAACGAACACAAAUAAGUUCGAAAACAAACAACAAAUUAAUUUAAUUUUUGUAAUCAAAUAUAGAAACUGAUUUGAACCUAUUUGUUUGUAAAAACUUACCUUGUUGCAGAUUAACUAAAUCCUCUUGAUAAAUGUAAAUGCUUUUAUUUAAUUGUUCACACCAGUUUUGACACUCUUUGUUUCAGCAUUUUUAACACAGUGUUUAAUUGCCCCUUUGUUUAUCACAAACCGAUUACCUCGAUAUGAUCGGAUACUGUCCAGACAUUUACUAAGAAAACAGUGUGUAAUAAACCCAGGGACCUAUACUUGUAUGACUCUGUAUGGGGUCUCUGCAUAAACCACAUGUGUCUAAACACAAUUUAUGAUACCUUCAUGUCAUCUCUGUUAGCUAGCAUAUUAAGUCAAAAACUAAACAGUUGCUUAAAUAAAAUAUUUGAACAUAUUUAAAAAAUAGACAUUUGUCCGAAAUGGAUUAACAGCUAGGAACUAUUAAGUUUAUACAUUAGCCAGUUUAAAAAUAACAAUAAAGUGUUUAAUAACUAUACAUUUAAAAUAUUUUACAAAUUUACUGCUACACAACGUAUUUAACGGGUACCUGCAAAUGUAAACUCUGCUAUAAUGUGUCACGGAGUGUAUAUUGACAGGAGAUGAAUCGAGUAUUUGACCCUUACUGUAGUAAAUUCAAUCUUAUGCAAAAACUAUUCAUCCGAUUUUAUUGGUUUAUACGUUAUCUUGUUGCUUAUUAAUUCCUCUUUCAAAAAAAUAUAACUUUUAGUAUAUUCCCGUUGUUAUUAAUGGAUUUAUAGCGAGUUAAACACAAGAAAUACACAUUUUAUGUUUUACCACCGCGCGUUUUAACGUGUUGUGGCUAUCGAUCUUUUACGAUUAGCGUACAGCGAAGUGCCGAGGUUAUACAUUUUGAUGUACCCACUCACGUCUUUUGUUAAAUUAUAGUUUCAUUUCUCGGCCGAUUUUGACAAAUUAUAUAUCAUUAGAAAGCUUACGUUACGUAGUAAACAGAUAUAUCAAUAUA
This is a messenger RNA of Dreissena polymorpha, 6541 nucleotides long. RefSeq lists its product as uncharacterized. The transcript is spliced from 5 exons. Gene Ontology annotation, molecular function: zinc ion binding; protein binding. Bases 390 to 2090 code for a protein of 566 amino acids. The record is from RefSeq and is a predicted model, not a curated record. Lineage: Eukaryota; Metazoa; Mollusca; Bivalvia; Myida; Dreissenidae.